Molecule: messenger RNA, 1995 nt
Organism: Condylostylus longicornis
Lineage: Eukaryota; Metazoa; Arthropoda; Insecta; Diptera; Dolichopodidae
Gene: HDAC11
Product: histone deacetylase 11
Exons: 5
Coding region: 359-1384 (341 amino acids)
Molecular function (GO): histone deacetylase activity
Source: RefSeq, a predicted model, not a curated record
UGCGACUCUUUAGAAUACAGGAAUGUAAAUUUAAAAAAUCAAAUCGCAAAGAAUUUUCCUAUAACUACAAAUGUGUGGUUAAAAUAAUCAAUCGUUUCAUAUUCAUUGCUUCUUGGGUUAUUUCAAAAGCUUUAAAAUUUUUAAAAAGCUUUGAAGAAACAGCUGUUUCACGUAACUUUCAAAAAUUUUUAACAAUAAUAUUGAUAUUAUUGUAAAAACAGUCUUACUAUAAUAAUAGAGUCCCAACUUUUACUGAAAUUUUGCAAGUGGUUGCGAGGUGUACUGCAAGAAGUUAGUUCAGAAAUUUAAACGCACACACGUACAUGCACAUGUACGAUACAAAACAAAAAAAAAAAUAAUGUUCUCUAAUAAGGUUUAUCAUAACAGUACAAAUAAAAUUAACAAAUAUGAAAAUUCAGAGGGACCCCUUUUACCAAUAAUCUACUCAAAAAGAUAUGGUGUUCAUUUCUGUGGACUCCAAAAAUUACAUCCCUUUGAUGCUGAAAAAGGCCAUCACAUAAUGAAGUUCCUUAAAGAAGAAAAAUUUUUAAGUGAAGAAGAUGUUCAGGUUCCCAAUGAAAUUGAAAAAAAAGAUUUGUUGAAAGUUCACACGAAAAAAUAUUUGAAAAGUUUGAAAUGGAGUUGGAAUGUUGCCAAAAUCGCUGAAAUUCCCCUUUUAGUUUUUGUACCAAAUUCAUUUGUGCAAAAUGGCUAUUUACGUCCAAUGAGGUUUCAGACAGCAGGUUCAAUUUUGGCAGGUAAAUUAGCUCUUCAGUACGGAUGGUCGAUAAAUUUAGGUGGUGGAUUUCACCAUUGUUCUGCAGAUAAAGGUGGAGGGUUCUGCCCAUAUGCAGAUAUAACAUUACUUAUAAGAAAUUUAUUAGAACAAGAAGAUAAACUUGUUAAAAAUGUUAUGAUAAUUGAUUUAGAUGCACAUCAAGGAAAUGGACACGAACGAGAUUUUAUAAAUAAUGCCAAUAUUUACAUUUUGGAUAUGUAUAAUGCAGCAAUAUAUCCAAGAGAUCAUCCAGCAAAGUUGGCUAUACGAUGUGCCGUUGAAUUGAAACCCAGAACUCCUGAUAAAUAUUAUUUAAACAAAUUGAAAAAAUCGUUGAAUACGUCCUUUAAUGAAUUUCAACCAGAUUUAAUAGUCUAUAACGCUGGAACUGAUGUUUUGCAAAAUGAUCCAUUAGGUCUUUUAGAUAUAACACCUGAGGGUGUGAUUGAGCGCGAUGAAAUUGUUUUUUCGACUGCAAUUAGUAAAAAUGUUCCAAUUGCAAUGUUAUUAAGUGGUGGUUAUUUGAAAAGGUCUGCUAAAGUGAUUGCCGAUUCUAUAUUAAAUUUAAAAAAUAAAAAUUUACUUAUUCAAAGAGUACACAACUAGUCAAGUUUUAAUAUCUAAAAUGGGUUUGAUAACCAAAAAUGAUAUUUUUUAAAUAUUUAAAUGUAGUUCUAACUUUAUACUUAAAAUUUAUCAAAUCUAUAUUAAAUUUAAUAUAAAACAGGAAUACUUAAACAAAUUAGGUACCUUUAUGCUUUGAAAGAGAUUUAUAUAUGCUAAUGUGAAUUGCCAAAAUAGUUCUUUGAUAAUAAAGAAUAUUUGAAAGUAGCGAACAUUUCGCAGAAAUUGAGUGUAGUAAUAAAACUUAUAAACCAUGUAUUUUUAAUAAGGAUUUAUAUAUGGAUAUGUAUGUGUAUAAAUAAUUUUUAAUUAAUAUAUAUAUAUUUAUAUAUAAGCAUAUGCAUAUGUGGACACAUAUGUAUUAAUAUAUAUUUAUUAAUUAUUUUUUAAAAAUAAGGAAGUUUUGAAAUUAGUCUAUAUAAUUUUUUAUAUUCUAUACUUUAAAUAAUUUAUUUUUUAUUUCUAAACUUAAUUUGUCUUAGUUUUUUAAUGUACCUGCUGCAUUAUAAAUUUAAAUAAAAUAAUUAAAUUUGUGCCAAAACGCAAAAUCCAAUUCUCGGCCUAGCAAAAAAAUCUAAUAAAAACUACCUAUU